AUGGAUGAUGAAGACGGAGAGAGACGUGUUCGUGCGAAGCGAUCAGGUGAUAAAGUCGAGGAAGUAGAUCGGCUGAGAAACUUACCAGAUUGCUUGCUUAAUGAGAUUCUCUUGAAACUUCCCACGAAGGAUGUGAUUAAGUGGAGAUAUGUACCUGGCUUGGACUUCGAGUGUCGUGAUUUCAUGACGAGUGAGUUUCAUGAUCCCUCUGAAUUCAUCACUAUGUUGGGUUUCGCUUAUAGGUAUCUGGGUUUCAACAGUGAGCCGUGCUUACAGAAGUUUAAACUAACGGUUAAUUUGUAUGAGGGUGUUUUUCUUGAUACUGCUCAUUUCACCCAUUGGAUGAACGCUGUUUUUGAGAGGAAAUUUCAACAUCUCCAUAUCUUGGACAGAUUUUGGGGGAUGGACGGAGUGGAGUUUUGUACCCUUCCAGAGGAGGAGGGAGUUGGUAUCUUACCAGGACCUCGUAGGUUUCUAACAUCUCUCGAGUAUGUUAAGAUUGUGAAGCCGGACUCAGAGGAGGAGGAGGAGGAGGCGACAGAGAUAGACCUGGAACUAGUGAGUUACUUUCUAGAGAACUCAGCAAUCCUCAAGAAACUCACACUAUGCUUAGGUUACUUGAGACGUAGGGAAGAAUCUGUCAUCCUUAGGAAACUCCUUACCAUUCCAAGACUCUCUACCUCAUGCCAAGUUUUCGUCCUCUGA
Molecule: messenger RNA, 705 nt
Organism: Camelina sativa (false flax)
Lineage: Eukaryota; Viridiplantae; Streptophyta; Magnoliopsida; Brassicales; Brassicaceae
Source: RefSeq, a predicted model, not a curated record